AAAUGAAAUGAUUAGAGAUAAAACCCAUUUCUGAGGUCAUUCGAUUCAUACUUCUUUUUCUGCUUCAGUGGUUAGAGUUAAUGGUGGUAUUAGUGGGAGUAGUAGUGUGGAUGUUAAAAAAUAAGGGUUUGUUGAUGAAGACGAUAAUUUUAAAGCUGGUGGUUCUGUGGUUUUUUCUGUUGAAAGGCCGCAGAAGAAACUCAUGGACAAACAUAUUCUGAUUUCUGAUAAGGUAUGACUCAGUUAUGAUUUUCGAUGAAUAAGUUUUGUUAGACUUAUAAUAUUAGUUAAAACAAAACCUGGGUUUCAUCUAUAUGUGUCAAUCUUGUUAACUUUAUGUGCAAAUGAGAGAGUAUUAGAGUUGUAAUUACAGUUUGUAGAAACAGUUUAUAGGAAAAUAGCUGCAUAUUUGAGUGCUAAGGUUAUAGUUGAUUUUCUUUUUCGAUGGACAUUUCUGUGGAAAAAGACGAUCGAAUUCGAUUGUUAUGUUGAUAAGCUAGGGAGAGAAAAGAAAUUGGAGACGUGCAUGGACGUUUGUUGACAGUCGAAUUCGAUUGUUAUGUUGAUAGUGCUAAGAUCAUUUGCUUUCGAAUGCCGUCAAAAUGUAAGUGGACGUGCAUGGACGUUUGUUGGUAAUAGCCCUCAGUUUAGGAGUUCAAAUAGCACUAACAAGGAAAAUUGAGAUGCCAUAUAGAGAUUGGGAUUAUAGACAUGGGAUGGGAGUUGUGGGGCUAUGGGAUCCAAGGUUCGUGAUGACGGCUUCAGUUUGCUUUGACUGUUCUAGAUGGAGGAGAAAUACGUCUUUGUUAAGGAUUGUGGUUCUAGAUGUCAGCAGCUACGUUUUUGUAGUUUGUCUUUAAGUAAGAUUAUUACUAAUUUCCUAUGUUCAUGCAUAAUGCAUUACAUGGGUAGUUUUUCAUGGUGUUACCAUGUAGUGCAUCGUGUAUUAAUAUGUUUUUCUAUUUCUACUCCAAUUAUGCGGUUGCCCUCAAUAUCUGACUAUCUGUUGGAGAAUCUCUCAGUAUCUGGUUGGAGAAUCUGUACUAGAUUUGGUUAUAAUUGGUUGUGGUCCAGCUGCUCUUUCCCUGGCUGCAGAAGCAUGUAAUUAGGCCUACAAGUUGGUGUAAUCGGACCUGCUCGACAUUCAACAAACAAUUAUGGCGUGUGGGAGGAUGAAUUCAAAGGUCAAAUGUGCAUCAUUUCUACUUCGAAAUGCAUUCGUAUUCAACUCGAAGAGUAUAGAGACAACAUGAAACAACAGUCAAACACGAAUAUGAGGAGUACCCUUCAUUUCUUUAUGCCAUAUUCAUUCAUCAGCUAGAGUUUUCUUUGAGGAAACUUGGUCGACUUAAAAAAACACCGCUCCUUUUGAUCAACUGAAGAAGAAACUGAUGGGGCACGAUUGGACAUGCUAUCGUUUUUUCACUGAAGAAGAAACUACGGGGUAUUAAAAUUGCAAAAUUUAAUGAAGAGGUAUACUUUAUUCUCAUAAAACAUGCUAUCAUGACGAUUCAUGGGUCUGCAUAACUUAUAGUGAAGACUCUCCAAUCUUUCUUCAGGCGAGCUUUCAAAUAAUGUCAGACUCUGAGGACAAUCGUGCUAUUGUUAUCGACAAUGGUUCAGGAAUGAUUAAGGCUGGAUUUUCCGGUGACGAUGCUCCGAGGGCUGUUUUCCCUAGUAUUGUUGGUCACAAUCGCCGCUCAAGCCGUAUGACAUAUGUUGGAGAUGAAGCAGAGUCUAAAAGCAGUAUUCUUACAUUGAAACACCCUAUUGAGCGUGGAAUUGUGACAAACUGGGACGACAUGGAGACUAUCUGGCAUCACACCUUCUACGAAGAACUUCGGGAGGCUCCAGAAGAUCAUCCUGUUCUCCUUAGUGAAACCUCUCUUAAUCCAAAAAGAAAUAGGGAGAAAAUGACACACAUCAUGUUUGAAACAUACAACGUCCCUGCCAUGUAUAUUUCUAAUCAAGCUGUGCUUUCCCUUUAUGCUAGUGGCCUUAGCACAGGUAUUGUGCUAGAUUCUGGUCAUGGUGUCAGCCAAGCAGUCCCCAUCUAUGAAAGUUGUGUGAUCCCCCAUGCUAUCCUCUGCCUUAACUUAGGGGGGCGAGAUGUGACUGAUUCGCUAGUGAAUAUGUUAAGUGAUGAACAAGGGUACCCAUUGGAAACUGUUACUGAACGAGUUGUAGCUCGGAUAAAAGAAUCGCUUGGCUAUGUGGCUCUUGACUAUGAUGAGGAGCUUGAGAGUGCAGAGGAUGAUUCAUCGAUCUCGAAGAGUUGGGAGCUUCCCGAUGGUGAGAUAAUUACCGUUGGAGCAGAGAGGUUCCAUGGUCCCGAGAGUCUGUUUCAACCUUCAAUGAUUGAGAUCGAUGGAAUUGGAGUGCAUGAGAUAACCUAUAACGCAAUCAUGAAAUGUGAUGUCGAUAUUCGUGAAGCCUUGUUCAAGAAUAUUGUUCUCAGUGGUGGAUCUACCAUGUUCAGUGGUUUUACCAAUCGUUUUAGCAAGGAGAUUAAGAAUCUCGUACGAGGGCGCAUGAGGACAAAAGUUAUUGCACCACCUGAUAGGAAGUACAUUACCUGGACCGGAGGGUCUGUGCUGACUUCUCUCAGUAGUUUUCAGGCGGACUGGAUAUCAAGACAGGACUAUGAAGAGUCAGGCCCUCAAAUUAUCCAUUCGAAAUGCUUCUAAGUUAAUGAGUUCUUUCUGCUGCUGUGUGUUGUGUAUUUUAUUUGUCUUGUGUGGUUUGCAGAUGGGUCAGUCAGGUCUAGAUUUGCAAUGAAACUCAUUUUAGUUUGUACUUGUUAAAAUGUUCAAUCAUUUUCAAUUUAUAUGUGUGCUUGAUUGUAAGUUGGUUGGAAAAGGACUUCUGAAAAGAGCUAUUCAUGUUCAUCAGGCGGAAGCAUGGGCUUUGUUGGAAGCUAUGCAUAUGGCGAAUACUUACGAUUGGUCUGAGGUUAUCUUUGAAACUGAUAAUGCUAAUAUUAGUUCUUAUAUAGAGAAUCACUCUACUCUUCCUCCCUGGCAGAGUGUUCCUAUACUUAAGAAAUGUGUAAACCUAUGUUACAUUAAUGCAGUUUGGUCUUGUGUCUUUGUUU
Papaver somniferum (opium poppy) is the source of this 3094-nucleotide messenger RNA. RefSeq names its product actin-7-like. The record is from RefSeq and is a predicted model, not a curated record. Lineage: Eukaryota; Viridiplantae; Streptophyta; Magnoliopsida; Ranunculales; Papaveraceae. The transcript is spliced from 7 exons. Bases 1575 to 2687 code for a protein of 370 amino acids.